Messenger RNA from Xylona heveae TC161, 1501 nucleotides. RefSeq names its product ankyrin. The record is from RefSeq and is a predicted model, not a curated record. Lineage: Eukaryota; Fungi; Ascomycota; Xylonomycetes; Xylonales; Xylonaceae. The transcript is spliced from 2 exons. Gene Ontology annotation, molecular function: protein binding. Bases 154 to 1308 code for a protein of 384 amino acids.
CGAGAGUAGCAUUCUGUUACUAGCAGACAUUCUAUUCUUCCCCCUCUCAGUUUUCAAAAAUUCUAGGUCUAAUUUUAUGCCCCUUUUCUGAAACUUUCCCCCUCUUUUCCUUCGACCAUGAGCCGCAGCAUUCAGAGCGUUGGAAAAUAGACCAUGGACCCGGACUCUCAUCCAGCUUCGUCUCAACAUAUAUCAAAAAUUGGUCCUCCGGAUAUCCUGAUAGAUGCAGAGGAGAAUAUACAGGGCAUUGUUGCAGCCAGUGAGCGAGGGGAUCUCGAUGCUGUGCAGGCCAGAUUUGCGACAUGCAAGAGCGCUUUGUCCCGAAUUGGGAAAAAUGAACCUGCUAGUGAAGAAGGAGACUUGACUCCGCUCCAUGUUGCCCUGGAAAGGGCAGUGGAACGCAACCAUACACAUAUUGUUUUAUAUCUGCUGGACCAGGGCAUAUCAAUUUACGCAAACGACUUUGUUCUUGCAGCUCAAAAAAGGAGCUUCGUGAUGCUGAAGCUCUUCAUAGAGCAUGGAUGGGAUAUUAAUCAUCCCAUGGGAUGGCGCGAGGGGCCGCCAUUAACGCUGGCACUGAAUGACGAGCCACUUCUGCGCUGGUUUCUCGCCCACGGUGCUGAUCCCAACACCACCAUUUUUGAAGAGGACGAUUUCACGGUACUUUCCCUUGCCGUUGCGCACGGGUCUUUUGCUACCAUAAAAAUACUUUUUGAGCGAGGUGGUGGGGACGUGCACCGCGGCCAAUUGCUCCAUUGCGCCGUGGGGAGAGGCGCGAUGGGGCCACCAGGGGCAAGAAAUGUUGCAUCCACAAAAGCCGUGCCGCGUUCAAUGACAGAAGAUGAAUGCCUACCAGUUAUAGACUAUUUACUCUCUAAAGGGGCAAAUGUCGAUGGCAUCAAAUACCAGAAUGAUGCGAAGACUUUCUUUCAGCACCAAGCAUUUGGCCUAGGAACACCCCUCCAUGUGGCCGCAGAAGUGGGGAACCUCACUGCAGUGGAACAUCUGCUUAUUCGUGGUGCCGACCCGAACGUGAAGAAUACCAGAGGCCAACUUGCUUAUGAAAGGGCUGAAUAUUUUGGGCAUCUGGCCAUCGUCAAGGUUCUGCGGGCAUUGAAGGGGGACGUUGCGGAGAAGAUUGGACCAUACAGCGGCCAUAUUGGACACAAACCAGACGAAGCUCAACACUCUGGAGCCAUAUUCAUCCCUCCAUCUACCUCAUCCAGACUCUUGGUUUUUGCCAAUUUAGCUCUGUUUCCAGUCAUGCUUUGGAUUAUGUCGACUCGGUCGCCGAGCGUCCCAACAUGAAAAAAAUUACUGCGAAAUCCACUGUGUCCUUGAUGUAUUCUAUCAAAUACUUGGGAUGGGCUAGGCUUUGGCCACAACACGGAUAUGAUAAACUCUGGAAAAGACCAACAAAGCUGCCAUGAUCGAAGUAAAAAUUCCUUUAAUGUCCACUUCUUGCGAGCGACAAGCAAGGCCCUAGUGAUAUCGAUGGCUU